UGCAGGGGAGAAAAGUUGGUUACAGACUCACAGGUGGGAGAAAAGGGGUUACAACUUAUUGCUGCGCUAUUAUGCCAAUUCGCUCCCCAAAAUUGGCAAAUCCUCAUUUCUCGCCAGCAGAGACAGAUACUACGAAAAGAAAAGAAAAAAAGAAAGAGCGAGAUUGCGAAACACAACGUAGUUUGCAGAAGAAAUAAAAACCUCACUGUUUGAUGAUGCUGCUGCAGAAGCAUUCAAUUUUGAUUAUUGUGGUUGAUUGAAAGAAAGCUUAAUCCUUAUGGUGCUUUGUGGUUGUUCAUUCUGUUUCAAUUUGAGAGAUCGAAUACAGCCAUGGAUUCGCGAUUACGAUAGGCUUCAAUCAUUCGCUGUAAUCCUCAUUUACAUUCAGAUUGGAUGCGCGUUGAUUGGAUCGCUUGGAGCAUUGUACAAUGGUGUAUCGCUCAUAAAUGUUGCAAUCGCGUUGUUCGCUUUGGUUGCCAUUGAGAGUAGCAGUCAGAGCCUUGGCCGCACCUAUGCUUUCCUUCUCUUCUGCGCCAUUUUGCUCGAUAUUUCUUGGUUCAUUCUCUUCACUCACGAAAUUUGGAAUAUCUCUGAGGCGAGUUAUGCAGCAUUUUUCAUAUUUUCAGUGAAACUUACUCUGGCAAUGCAAAUUGUUGGUUUUAUAGUGAGGCUAUUUUCCUCAUUGUUAUGGAUUCAAAUAUACAGGCUGGGUGCUUCCUAUGUAGACACAGCUUCUCGAGUAGCUGAUUUUGACUUACGGAAUAGUUUUUUGAGUCCUGUGGCCCCUCCUGUAGUUAGACAAUGCUCUAAUUCCAAUGAGAUACUCGGAGGCUCUAUAUAUGAUCCAGCAUAUUACUCAUCUCUGUUUGAGGAUGGUCAAGAAAACAAAUAUACAUCUGGGAUGUGUAAUAAUGACAUUACCCAGAAUGAGUCAACAUCAGCCUCUAAUGGUUCUCAGAAGUCAUCCAAGUGCAAAUCUUUCCAGGCGGUGGAUGAAGAGAUUGUAUAAAUCAAGAUCGAACUUGUUCAAAAUUAGAGCUCAAAAAGCAUUAUUCCUACUCCUUUAUCGGGGUAUGAGUUUCUCUUUCAUUAUUCAUCAGCCUGUAUGGGAGGGUCUUGUAUCAUAUGCAUUUCUUCGCAAAUUUCUCAUGGUAAAUGUCGGAAAGAGAGGUGCCUGAUUGGUGAAUUCUAUGGUAAAAAUGGUAUCCAAAGUUUUAACUCAAAGCAGUACCUGAAUAUGCCUGAGUUGAGCUAAGGAAGCCAUUCUAGUUACGUGUCAAAAGAUUCGAGUUUCCCAUUACUGACCGAUCUGCAUAUGGUUAAGCAAUUUUGCACGCUGCAUUCUAGCUUUGCGUGCUGCAUCUAGGUGGAAAAGAUGUCUGGAAUGUAAUAUUUUGUUCUGGGUUUUCUUGUUUAGCUUUGCUUCUUUUUUUUCCAGUGAUUGAUUAGAAAGGCAGUUAGUGAAUUUGUAGAUUUUUUUUAAAACAGUAAAUCUGUAGUUACAAGGUAAAGCAGGCAAAAUAUAUUUAUUCCAUUUAUUUCCUUCUCGAAA
Lotus japonicus is the source of this 1552-nucleotide messenger RNA. RefSeq lists its product as uncharacterized. The record is from RefSeq and is a predicted model, not a curated record. The transcript has 5 exons. The coding region runs from base 278 to 1009 and encodes 243 amino acids. Lineage: Eukaryota; Viridiplantae; Streptophyta; Magnoliopsida; Fabales; Fabaceae.